Lytechinus pictus (painted urchin) is the source of this 1879-nucleotide messenger RNA. Its product is annotated as mediator of RNA polymerase II transcription subunit 31-like. Gene Ontology annotation, cellular component: mediator complex; core mediator complex. The record is from RefSeq and is a predicted model, not a curated record. Gene Ontology annotation, biological process: regulation of transcription by RNA polymerase II. The coding region runs from base 9 to 635 and encodes 208 amino acids. The transcript has 3 exons. Lineage: Eukaryota; Metazoa; Echinodermata; Echinoidea; Temnopleuroida; Toxopneustidae. Gene Ontology annotation, molecular function: transcription coregulator activity.
AUAAAGGAAUGGAACCUCCACAAGACCAAGAGCAGAUCCGAUUUGAAGUGGAAUUGGAGUUUGUUCAGUGCCUAGCCAACCCUCACUAUCUUAACUUUCUUGCCCAGAGAGGUUACUUCAAAGAUAAAAAGUUUGUUAACUAUCUUCAGUAUCUUCAAUAUUGGAAGGAGCCUAAGUAUGCCAAAUAUCUCAAAUUUCCACAAUGUCUUCAUUUCUUGGAGCUGUUGCAGUAUGAACACUUUAGGAGAGAAUUAGCCAAUGCACAGUGUGUCAAGUUUAUUGAGGAUCAGCAGCUUCUGCAUUGGCAACACUACACUCGGAGGCGUAUGAGACUACAACAGUCUCAUCUAGAGAACAUGCAGCAACAUCAACAACUCACCCAGCAACAGCAGCAACAAGGAGUCCCAGGAGCUGCCGGCGGAGUGGCAACAAGUGGGACUUCAAAUCAGCCAGCAGGGAUCAUGCAAGCGCCCUUGCCACCUCAGCAACAUCCUCAUCAGCAGCAACAACAGCAGCAACAUGCUUCACAACAUCAGCAGCAACAACAUCAACAAAUGGCUUCACAAAUGAGAACUGGUCAACAAGAACAAAAGCCAUUACAACAAGGAUCUACAACACAACAAACAAUGAAAUGAUAAUUAAGAAUACAAUCCCAUUUAUGCUUCUUCUGUGAUGGCUAAUACCUAGCCGCUGAAGUUAGCUUAUGGAAUUUCUUUGUAUGAGAAUAUCAGAAGAAGAUAUUUAAAGACGUUGUUGGAAGAAAGAUUGAACACCAAGUGGAGCUAAGUUGCAUUACUUCCUACAGUUCAACCAAAUUAUUGUAGCCACAUCGUCUAGUGGUUCAGACUUUUGACUUUCAAUCUAAGGGUUGCAAGUGUACACCCACUCCAGGAUGGUAAUUUCCUUCAAGAAAUUUGUCCACAUGACCCAGGUGAUGUACACAUUUGGAUGGUUCUGCUGGUAGAAUUUAUUCAUUGAAUGGACAAAUCAUAUUGAUGAUGAUUAAUUGAACUAAAGCUGGAGUAGUAAUAUCUUUAGUUAUAUUAAAGUGCAAACAUACUUUAGUUUAUUAUAGCUGAAGCAACCUCAGAGACCAAAAAAGCUACAAUUUUAGUUAAAUGUUGUAUUUUUCUACACAGUAAACUCAGUUUUCAACAAGAUAUUGCUAUAUUUCUGAUCCCUGCACUUAAUCUCUGUUAUAGAAAGUAAUAUCACCCAGUCCCCAAAUUGCUGAAUUGACAGCAUCCUAGCACUUGACAGGGUGCAUCUACAAUGAUCUGUUGUUUAAGCCUAUUUCAAGUUUUGGUAAAAAAAAAUUAUGGUAUUGAAUUGAAUAAUGACUCUUGUUUGUCCUUUAAAAAAAAAUAAAAAUCUUUGGCUACUCAGCUGAAUUAAAUCUUGAGGUUAAUCCAAGAAUUGUGAUGAUCAAAUUAAAUUAAUAAAAAUGUAUGAGUGAUACUUGAAAUUGGUUUUGAUUUAUAUAUUUUUAUUUCCCUUUUGUACAGACAAGUUAUGCAUCAAAACUAUCUUUUCUGAAAUAAAAACAGCAAUGAAUUUUAUGCACAUGAUAUUAUUGUGAUGAUUCCCAAUGUCAAAUGGAAUGUUAAUGUUAAGUUGAGCAUCACAACCCCCCUUCAUAUCCUCCCAAUUAUGCAUCCAGGGUUGAUGCUAAGGUAAUUUUGAUGGGGGAGGGAAAGAUGACCCAUAAAGGGUUUAUUAUAUUAAUUUUUAAUGAAGAUAACCCAUAUUGCAAACUAGACGAAGUGGUGUAGACCAAGCAUGCAUACAUCUAUCAUUUUCUCAUGGUUACUUUGUAUUAUUUCAGAGAGGUAUUCUCCCUGUCUCUAUAUUUUGUAAAUAAAUAUCAACUGAAAAUUUA